UCCCCUUCAUCUCACCUCCAGCCAGUCAGAGCUCCCUCUCUUGCUCGAACAGAAACCGCCUGCUAUUUCUCUCUCUACCUUUCUGUCCAUUUUCUCUUUCUCUGUCUUCUCUCCUUCUCUCUCUCCGGCUGCCAGUAUCCCACAGCCCUGGUGCGGCUGCCUUCCUGACGUGUAGUCUGAACACACCGCUCCGCCCGGGACCCACUCUCACUGAGUUCCAGAAGCAAGAUGGCCCUGAACAGUAUCCUCAACGCUGAUGACAUCAAGAAAGCCCUGGCAGCAUUUGCAGCUGCUGAAUCCUUCGACCAUAAGAAGUUCUUUGAGAUGGUGGGUCUGAAGGCCAAGUCAGCUGAUGAUGUUAAGAAGGUUUUCCUGGUAUUGGAUGCUGACAACAGCGGCUUCAUAGAGGAGAAGGAGCUCAAAACCGUACUGAAGGAAUUUUCCCCUGAGGGAAGGGAACUGACCGAUAAGGAAACCAAAGCAUUCCUUCAGGCAGCCGACAAAGAUGGAGAUGGCAAGAUUGGCAUUGAAGAGUUCACUGCCCUGGUGCACCAGUAACAGUUACCUCCCUGCGGAGUAGGGCUCCCCCACCCCACACCUGCUCCCAGACUGUUGCCCACCCCCCAACACGACUCUGUUCCUCCUCCCUCACCCCUCUGACCUGUCUGACAUCUAGCUCUCUCCUCUCAGCGCACACCUGCUCUAGUGCCACCCAUAAUCAUCCUUUUCAUUUUCCGGUUCUAUACAAAUGUUUGAUUUUCUGUUGAUGUGUAGAUGAUCACACUGCCGGACAAGCUGAACCUCCUGUUAAAGUACAGUAGAUAUAUCAAGAGAGAGUCCCUCUCGACACUGCUUCUGUUUUACUUCAUCUAUUCUACUUCUGCCACUGCUCCUCCCCUCCCACCAUCCCGCUCUCCUCUCCUCCCCUCCCACCAUCCCUCUCUCCUCUCCUCCCCUCCCACCAUCCCUCUCUCCUCUCCUCCCCUCCCACCAUCCCGCUCUCCUCUCCUCCCCUCCCACCAUCCCUCUCUCCUCUCCUCCCCUCCCACCAUCCCUCUCUCCUCUCCUACCCUUCCACCAUCCUCUGCUAAUGAGCUGUUGUAAAAAUGAAAAUAAUUAACAAACACCGAAAGAAGUCAAGCUGUGAAAGAACAAAAUAACAAUAAAAGAAAUGCCUAAAGU
Osmerus eperlanus (European smelt) is the source of this 1182-nucleotide messenger RNA. Its product is annotated as parvalbumin-7-like. Gene Ontology annotation, cellular component: cytoplasm. The transcript has 5 exons. NCBI's taxonomy places the organism in Eukaryota, Metazoa, Chordata, Actinopteri, Osmeriformes, Osmeridae. The coding region runs from base 229 to 558 and encodes 109 amino acids. Gene Ontology annotation, molecular function: calcium ion binding. The record is from RefSeq and is a predicted model, not a curated record.